AUGUCUCCAUCAGCCGCCACACAAAAUCCCGUCGAGACUCCCAGCGCCCUUAGCUCCUCUGGGAAAGGGGCUGCGGUGCCUUCCCGUACACAGCCUGAACAGGUCCAGUCCAUGGGCAAGACUAAAGAUGGGAGAGCCUUGAAGAUACGCACCUAUCCCAAAUUUGAAUCGCUUUUGGAAGAGCGUGUCUACCGCAAGCAACAUCUUGCCGCCGCCUUUCGAGUUUUCGCAGACCGGGGCUUUGACGAAGGCGUGGCCGGCCACAUCUCCGUUCGCGAUCCCAUUCUCACAGACCAUUUUUGGCUCAAUCCGUUGUCGAUGCAUUUCUCCCAGAUUAGGGUCUCGGAUCUGAUACUCGUUGAUGAAGACGGUGCUAUAGUAGUGGGCGACCAGCCGAUAAACACCGCUGCAUUUACCAUCCACUCGGCUAUUCACAAGGCUCGACCGGAUGUCCACGCUGCCUGCCAUGCCCACAGUGUCUAUGGCAAGGCUUUCUCGUGCUUCGGUCGGAAGCUUGAAAUGUUGACACAGGACUCUCUCAGGUUCUACGAAGAUCACGCCGUCUACGAUAACUUCGGCGGCGUGGUGGUAGACAAGGAGGAGGGAGAUCGUAUCGCCAAAAGCCUUGGAAACUGCAAAGCAGUCAUAUUGCAAAACCACGGUCUUCUGACUGUGGGUCAGUCAGUUGACGAAGCCGCAUUUUGGUUUAUAAGUCUUGACAAGACUUGCCAGGCGCAGCUUCUAGCCGAUGCAGCAGCAGCGGGUUCUGGCCACAAGAAGAUUACUAUCAGUGAUGAAGAGGCAGAAUACUCGAAAGCGAAUGUUGGUGGACCUGACAAGGGAUGGCUGGCAUUCCAACCCUACUACGACGAACAGCUCGCCAAGACGAAUGGCCACUUCCUAGGCUAG
This is a messenger RNA of Penicillium cinerascens, 909 nucleotides long. Its product is annotated as class II aldolase/adducin family protein. The transcript has 3 exons. The record is from RefSeq and is a predicted model, not a curated record. Gene Ontology annotation, cellular component: cytoskeleton. NCBI's taxonomy places the organism in Eukaryota, Fungi, Ascomycota, Eurotiomycetes, Eurotiales, Aspergillaceae. Gene Ontology annotation, molecular function: actin filament binding. The coding region runs from base 1 to 909 and encodes 302 amino acids.